UCAAAGCUUCUAACCCCAAAUCCCGGCGUCUCUCUCUCAUUCCCUUCUUUAAACCAAGAUUCUCAGUACUUGUAAUUUCACCGAACACCUCAUUUGACCCACCUAAAAGAUCAAUCCAGUACUUCACGCGCCGUUAUUUCGGAAGUAGAAAACGUCGUCAGUCGCCACUACUCCUCCUCCUCCUUCGGAAGGAGACGAAGUCGAAGAGAACUAAACAAACCCCAAUUUCUCUUCCACUUCAUCUCCUCCCCCAAAACCCAGAUUUUCCACAUCCCCACAUAUCAAUGGAGAAAUCCCAGAGCAACUCCUCUGACGCCGUCAUCCCUCCCUACGUGAAGGCCCUGUCGGGCUCGCUGGGAGGGAUUGUGGAGGCCUCGUGUCUGCAGCCGAUCGACGUCAUCAAGACGCGGCUGCAGCUGGACCGGACCGGGACUUACAGGGGAAUUAUCCACUGCGGCGCGACGGUUUCGCGCACGGAAGGCGUGCGGGCUCUGUGGAAGGGAUUGACUCCCUUCGCGACGCAUCUUACUUUGAAGUACGCGCUGAGGAUGGGAUCCAAUGCGGUGCUUCAAGGGGCGUUUAAGGACUCCCAGACUGGCAAGGUCAGCAGUCACGGCCGGUUUAUUUCCGGGUUUGGCGCCGGAGUUCUCGAGGCGCUUGUUAUUGUCACUCCUUUUGAGGUGGUGAAAAUUAGGUUGCAGCAACAGAGAGGAUUGAGUCAUGAUCUUCUAAAGUACAAGGGUCCUGUGCACUGUGCUCGUAGGAUCAUCCGGGAGGAAGGCAUUCGAGGGUUAUGGUCGGGGGCUUCUCCAACUGUUAUGCGCAACGGGACAAACCAGGCGGCCAUGUUUUCAGCCAAAAAUGCUUUUGAUGUUCUCCUGUGGAAGAAACAUGAAGGAGAUGGAAGAGUCCUGCUGCCAUGGCAGUCUAUGAUCUCAGGUUUCCUGGCAGGAACAGCAGGUCCCAUUUGCACCGGUCCCUUUGAUGUUGUCAAAACAAGGCUUAUGGCUCAGGGCAGAGGGGAUGGCGAGUUGAAGUACAAAGGCCUUUUCCAUGCCAUCAGGACUAUAUAUGCAGAGGAAGGGCUUCUUGCCUUGUGGAAAGGACUGUUGCCGCGGCUCAUGAGGAUACCACCCGGGCAGGCCAUUAUGUGGGGCGUGGCUGACCAAGUAAUAGGAUUGUAUGAGAGACAAUAUCUUACUGUUGCCGCCCCCUUGUAGGUUUAAUAUCAGUGGUAUGCUUGUUCUGGUUUUUAUUUCCAUCACAAGCAUCCUUCUUCAGUCAUUUUAGUUCUUAACGUUUCUUCGUCUAGUUUAUUUGGUUUCUCAUUUUUCAAGUUUAAUAAGGAGAACGUAUAACGGACCUUUUGUAGAAAUAAAUUCAUAAUGAGUAAAAAGGAGCAUGGCAUUUGAUGUAGUCGAUAUGUGUGAGCCAGUGUUCCCAUGUUAUUUGUGUCGAUGAUCUGU
Fragaria vesca subsp. vesca is the source of this 1466-nucleotide messenger RNA. RefSeq names its product mitochondrial succinate-fumarate transporter 1-like. The coding region runs from base 285 to 1220 and encodes 311 amino acids. Gene Ontology annotation, biological process: fumarate transport; succinate transport; transmembrane transport. The transcript has 2 exons. Lineage: Eukaryota; Viridiplantae; Streptophyta; Magnoliopsida; Rosales; Rosaceae. The record is from RefSeq and is a predicted model, not a curated record.